Hevea brasiliensis (rubber tree) is the source of this 930-nucleotide messenger RNA. Its product is annotated as zinc-finger homeodomain protein 10. Gene Ontology annotation, cellular component: nucleus. Gene Ontology annotation, molecular function: DNA-binding transcription factor activity; transcription cis-regulatory region binding. The record is from RefSeq and is a predicted model, not a curated record. Gene Ontology annotation, biological process: regulation of DNA-templated transcription; regulation of developmental process. Lineage: Eukaryota; Viridiplantae; Streptophyta; Magnoliopsida; Malpighiales; Euphorbiaceae. The transcript has a single exon. Bases 270 to 785 code for a protein of 171 amino acids.
UUAAAUCUAUUCCUGUUAUUACUCAUAACUCUGUACUUUGGUGUUUGCAUUCAUGAACCAAGACAAUCUAAGUAUCUUUCCUGUCAUACCCUUUAUUUUCCCAACAUUUUACUGCCAUCUACCCUACCCUUCAUAUAAUUUUAAUUUUUUAAUUACAUAAUUUCAAUAUGUUCAUUAUAUAUCUUAGUGCUGUCUGUAACAAAACUAUCAUUAUAUAUUAAACAGUAUAAUAGUAGCAGAGAGAGAGAGAGAGAGAGAGAGAGAGAGAGAUGGAAGGUGGUGAUCAGAACACAAAUGAAGUAUACAAAGAAUGCCUGAGAAAUCAUGCAGCAAGCCUGGGAAGCUAUGCCACAGAUGGAUGUGGAGAGUUCACACUUGACCAAGCCUCUCCUUCCACCCUCCAAUGCGCUGCGUGCGGCUGUCACCGGAAUUUUCACCGCAAAGUAACAUACAGCAGCAGCAGCAGCCGCCCUGACUCCACCGUUAUGGAAAUGAUGGAAUACGUGGAUGUGGGUAGGAGGCUGCCGGGAGAGAGAAGUAGCGGAAAGACAAAGAGAUUCAGGACAAAGUUUACUGCAGAACAGAAAGAGAAGAUGUUGGGAUUUGCAGAGAAGUUAGGUUGGAAGUUGCAGAGGAAAGAUGAAGAAGAUGAGGUAGAGAGAUUCUGUAGAGGAGUUGGAAUUAGUAGACAGGUUUUCAAAGUAUGGAUGCAUAAUCAUAAGAAUUCUUCAUCUUCUUCUUCUGCUGCUUCUACUGGGAAUGCUUCUUCCCUUACCACUCAGUAAGAGAUAGGAUUUCUUUUUCCAUUUUUGCUUCUUUUUCUUUAUUCUCUCUCUUAUUAAUGUAUUUUUUUUUAUAAUUUUAUUCUAUAUUUUUAGUUUCUUUAAUCUAAUUUAUGGGUUACUGAUUUCAAUUUAAAAUUUUCAGAGA